AUGCGCUACCAUAAAAGGUCCGCGGCAGCGCAGAUAAAGCCGUCCCCGCCGCUCCGCCGGGAUCAGUUUUCCCCGCUAAUUGCUGUUAGUGACACCGGCCCUGGGCACCAUUUGCCGCCCCGGCUUCCCCCCCAGCGCGGCUCCUCCUCGGGGGUCAGGGGCGAGGGUCGCGUCCCGCCGGGACUGCCAGGAGCGCCCGCGGCGGCGGCCGAGCAGGACCCGGAGCGGGAGGAGCCGCGGCCGCGCCCGGGCGCCGCCCCGGGACCCCCCGGCGCUCCCUACAAGGCGCAGGAGGAGGCGGCGCGGCCGGAGGGCAGCGGGGCAGCGCCGGCGCUGCCGCGGGCGAGGGGCGGCCACACCUCCCCGCCGGGCGGCGGCGGCCUCGCCCGGCACCCGGGGCGGCUCGGGGUGGGCGCCCCGCCGCGCCGGGGAACGGGAAACUUCGGGGACGCGGCGGGGCAGGGGGAAGGGGAAGCGGCGCUGCCCGCUCCCCGCCGCCGCGCUCGGCCAGGCCGGCGGCGCUGCCCCGGGCAGGGGGGUCGGGUCUGCCGCGGAGCCCGGCGCGGGCGGGGCGGAACGCCAGCGGCGGAGGCACAGACGGUGCCGCUCUCCGCCCGCCGGGGCCGGCCCCGCUCGCCGCCCGCCGCUCACCUUCACGGGUCGGGCCGCGCUGGCGUCCGCGCUGGAGCUGCCGCCGCCGCCCUGGGCAUGUCCGGGAGCGCUCCGGGAAGCGCCGCUCCGGCCGGGCUCAGCCGCUCAGCCCCGCCGCUGCUGCUGCCGCCGCCGCCUCGGCCGCUGCCAUCUUGUCCUGGCGGCUGCGAGGGAAGAGCCCCAGCUCAGCCCGCUCGACAGACCGGGCCUCCGCCUCAUCUUCCCGGGGAGGGACCCAACCCGCCCCCGGCCGCCGCCUCCUCCGCCUCCGCCUCCUCCCGCCUCCGCCCUGCCCGCGGCGGCCUAGCGGCGUCCGCCACCGCCCAUCGCUCCGAGCGGCGGGCCGCGGCCCCGCCGAGCGCUGCGGAGGGGGCGCCGGCCGAGCCCCGCUCCGGCGCGCCCCGGCCCCCGCCCAGCCCGCGGGGCGCAGCCUGCGGGGCGCUCCCGCCGCCGCCCGCCCACAAAGAGACUUCCCCAGCCAGCCCUGAAAACAACUGUGAAGCACCAACCUUCCAGAUCUGGUCUGGCAUCCUUCCCUGGCGAGCAGUCCUUGCCACGCUAGCCCGAGCCCAUCAGACACACCAGCAGCUAUAG
Molecule: messenger RNA, 1245 nt
Organism: Taeniopygia guttata (zebra finch)
Lineage: Eukaryota; Metazoa; Chordata; Aves; Passeriformes; Estrildidae
Source: RefSeq, a predicted model, not a curated record